Messenger RNA from Aureobasidium melanogenum CBS 110374, 1473 nucleotides. Its product is annotated as MFS general substrate transporter. The transcript has 2 exons. Gene Ontology annotation, molecular function: transmembrane transporter activity. The record is from RefSeq and is a predicted model, not a curated record. Lineage: Eukaryota; Fungi; Ascomycota; Dothideomycetes; Dothideales; Saccotheciaceae. Gene Ontology annotation, biological process: transmembrane transport. The coding region runs from base 1 to 1473 and encodes 490 amino acids.
AUGUCCGAUAAACUACAAGAAUCUAGGAUUCAUGAUGUUGAGAAAUUGAGGUCGCCUAAAGACACAAGCAGUGUUCGAUUGCCGGUUGCUAGCAAUGACCCGAACGAUCCUCUGAACUGGCCGUUACCUGUCAAGGUCUCGGUCUAUCUUACGGUCUGCUUCUUAACAUUCAUCGCCAAUGUGAAUGGCAGCAACUUCACUGUCGCUAUAGUGUCACUCCGGAAGCGCUUCCACUUAGAUGCUACAGAUGCAACUCUUCUGGUCGGACUGAACGUCCUCAUGUUUGGGGUCGGUAAUAUCCUCUGGGUACCUCUGAUGCGAGUGCUUGGUAAACGUCCCGUAUACCUUAUGGCCUUGACGAUCUUGACUGCGGCCAAUAUCUGGAGUGCCUUUGCACAAUCUUGGGGCAGUCUACUGGGCGGACGUAUGCUCAGUGGUGUUGGUGCUGCUUGUGCUGAUGCCACAGUCCCCUCUCUCGUAGCUGAGAUGUUCUUCUUCGACCAGCGCGGCCACUGCAUGAUGUUUUUUCAUGUAGCCUUGUCAUCAGGUCUCUUCUUGGGGCCACUUAUCAAUGCGUAUAUCGUCGAACUACAUGGCUGGCGUUGGAGUUGUGGCUUCAUUGCCAUCUUCUCUGGCGUCUUGCUCAUUUGCACCUUCUUUCUUGUUCGAGAAACGCAGUACACCAGACCACGUAUCCAGCAUCCUGAGGAUAGUAUACCAACCAAGAGAAGCUAUGUUAGAUGGCUCUCCCCGACGAUCGGAUACAAUCCUCAAGGCCAUUUUGUACGCACAUUCUGGGAUAUCCUGCGUAUGGCCACUUACCCACCCGUCUUUUGGGCUGGUAUCCUCAUUGGCUGUUUCGUCAGCUGGACCAUCGUUGUCCAAAUUACUACAACGCAGACCUUCACGAAACCACCAUACCGAUGGACUACAGGCGCGGUCGGUCUUUUCUCUCUAUCUGCCUUCAUCGGCGCCAUGCUGUCAUUUUACGCUGGAGGUCGUCUAAUCGAUCUCAUCGCCAAUCGAGCCCGUCAACGCGCUUCGCAUCCUCGCCCAGAGAUUAGACUUGUCGCUCUAAUCAUCCCUGCCAUUAUCGGCCCACUAGGAAUCAUCACAUACGGCCAAUGUGCCGCACACAAAACAGCAUGGGUGGGCCCAGCGUUUGGCUACGGCAUGCACGCUUUUGCUCUCACAUCUCUCAGCAACAUAGUCGUCACGUACGUAGUCGACUGCUACUCACAGUACGCCGGCGAAGCACUGGUGAUCGUGUUCGUGAUCCGCAAUGCCAUUGCCUGUAUUUUGAGCAUGUACUCUAGCGAUUGGAUUGCUGAACAAGGAGCUUCGAUUGUGUUUGGUGAGAUGGCGGCUAUACAGUAUUUUUUGCUGUUGUUUGCUGUGCCGCUCUAUUUCUGUGGUCCUGCUUUGCUGAAGUUUACGGCUACUUAUGGACCUAUGUCGAGGGUGGCGGUCUAG